This is a messenger RNA of Pyrenophora tritici-repentis Pt-1C-BFP, 1488 nucleotides long. RefSeq names its product PutA, NAD-dependent aldehyde dehydrogenase. Lineage: Eukaryota; Fungi; Ascomycota; Dothideomycetes; Pleosporales; Pleosporaceae. The record is from RefSeq and is a predicted model, not a curated record. Gene Ontology annotation, molecular function: oxidoreductase activity, acting on the aldehyde or oxo group of donors, NAD or NADP as acceptor.
AUGUCGUCGCCAACUUCGCCCUUUGUUGCGCUGUCAAACCUCCAGGCGACUGCUCUUGCGGCUCGCUGCCAUAACGCUUUCUUCCGCCAAAAACAACUCAAGUCGCUGCAUGACACGCUGCGCAAUAAGAGCAAUGAGAUUGCAGAUGCGAUUAAGCAGGAUACCCAUGUGUCAGAUGAGGAGGCGACUACAGAGGUUGCGCUCGCGCUCAACACGAUCAAGGAGCACUACAGCUCAAUUGACACCACCAAAGAGCUUGAAUCCGAGUACAGAAUAACAAAAGGCAAGGAUGCGGGUGAUAGGAGAGAGCCAUAUGGUGUCGCAUACAUUGAGUCGCAACGAAACCACACACCAUUCUUUUCCGCCAUCGCGCCUCUAAGUGCUGCCCUCACGGCUGGUAGCUGUGUUGCGCUAAAGCUCGAAAACACACCCCGAGCACUUCCCUCUCUACUCCGGAAAUUAUUAACCGAAGCCCUCGAGUCCGACACGUUUACUAUCAUCUCGUCCGACCCGGCACCGGAGCACCUCGCAGGAUGUGUUCAGGUAUUCCAAGAGAAGCAAAUCGCUGCACCAACAUACUCACAACAUGUAUCUCCUCACACGAGAGUUAUUGCCGUCAUAGACCGCACAGCCGACCUCGCCUCUGCCGCUGAGCAGCUCGUCACAGCACGCUUCGCAUUCGGCGGAACAUCGCCAUAUGCGCCCGACAUUGUGCUCGUCAACGAGUUCAUCAAGAAAGACUUCAUAGAGCACGUGCUCAAGCACUCCCUCCGCUUCCUCGCCGGCACCGGCAGCAUCUCCAACGGCUCAACAACCGCACGAGGACCGAAGAAGACAUCACGAGUAACCGAGCUACAAGACAGCAAAGCGUGGAAACUGCAAGUCAUCACCCAAGGCGACAACGGCGCCAUCGUCGACCUAACCAACCUCUCCACCCUCCCCACAAAGUCCCACCAACCCGUCUUCGCCGUCUCAGCAAUCACCUCGCUCGAACACGCCAUCAGCAUCGUAGAGCAAGAACUAGACCCCCAGGAUUCACUCCUAGCCGCCUACCACUUCGGCACCCCAUCCACUGGAAAAUACCUCUCGCAAUUCAUACCCGCAGAUAUCUCAAUCGUAAACCACAUCCCCUUCCGCAUCCUGCUGGGUCCCGCGGCCCCAUCAUCCCACCCCAUCGACAUCGAAACAAGGUAUACACCCGAGCACUUUACGCGUACUUCACCAGCGUAUAUCUCGCCCCCGGCGUCGCAGGCGCCCAUGUCGAGGGUGUUGCUCGGCAAGGAGACUAAGAAGGCGGCGACGGAGUUGUUUAAUAAGGCGACUGAGGAGAUCAAGGAGAAGAAGCGGGCAGAGUCUAUUGCGAUUGGGUAUUUCGAACAGGGGAUUUUGAUUGGCUUGGGGGUUUAUGGUAUCCCGCUUCUUACGUGUAUCGGUGCAACGAUUUUCUUUGGGGUGCGUGCGGGGUUGAGGAGGUGGGUUUUUGUUUGA